Messenger RNA from Phacochoerus africanus (Common warthog), 5803 nucleotides. RefSeq names its product KIAA0319 like. NCBI's taxonomy places the organism in Eukaryota, Metazoa, Chordata, Mammalia, Artiodactyla, Suidae. The coding region runs from base 1599 to 4745 and encodes 1048 amino acids. Gene Ontology annotation, cellular component: plasma membrane; cytoplasmic vesicle. The transcript has 21 exons. The record is from RefSeq and is a predicted model, not a curated record.
GCUGGGACCCGGAGGUGGUGCUCCUGACCCCACUAGAGCAGCCAGUUGUUUCUGGUUUUGCAGGUUCGGAGCUCGAGUUCCAGGCUGAAUCCCGCCCGGGCCUGGUCAUGCGGCUCCCUCUAUUCCCCGACAGACAGAAUGGCCUCGAAACUCAGCUGGUCUUCUUCCCUUGCCCGUAGCUACUGUCCCUGGUGUUUGUUCCCCCACCAAGACAGAAAGUUGAACAGAAUAAGGGGGGCGGGGCUGAGCACUAAGUGUGAAUUAUGAUGCGAAACCUGUCUUAUUCAGGACUUGGAAAAUUAUGCCCCACAGAAGGGUCCUGUGGUGGCCGCAGUGAGCACAAAGGUGAAAUGAAGGAAGUCAAGAGAAAAGACCUCUGGCGAGAUUCCAGGAAAGCUUUGCUUUCUCUCACCUCAGGGAGGUUGUGUCCAACCGACAGUAGAUGCGGUUAGUGAGGAGCAUUAGCCGACUCUCCGUGUGUUUUCUUAUCUGAUUAAUCAGACUGGAAGCUAGGAACAAACUGGAAAGACGACCUCCCAGAACAAUCUGUUCAUUUUUCCAGCUAUUUGGAAAACAAUGUCUGCAAAUAUAAGCAAAGCUAUUCAUGGCAGUCUGUUCUGUAACUUUCCCAAAUAUCUUAGACUUUUCUUUUUAAGGAGCUUUAUUCUUGAUUACUCAUACCAGUUGAAUAGGCUGUUUCAGCCGUGCUCUGUCGUUGCUCAAACAUAUCUUAUCGCUGGGUACAUAAAUGGAGUUCCACGUAUGUAGCUGACAGACUGAACUAUGAUACAUCCCCCAUCAACCUGAAGUAUUAAGUAAACAUUACCCCCUGCUCUGUCUGAACAGCUGCUGCAACAGAGAGUGCUUUUAUUUCGGGUGUACUUGUAACGCCCUAAAUGCCAGAACUAUUGCAAGCUUUUCUAGAUUUUCAUUUGUCAAGUAUUGUGGGGGUGUGUGUUCUCUCCAUGGGCUGUUUCCCUUUGCUUCUAUAACAAACCAUUUGGAUCUUGGUGAUGUAUUGUUCUUGCCUCUGGUCAGCAAGCCUCUGGCUGGACCCUAGGAGUGAUUUGUGCCCUUAGGCAAUUGUAGGUUUCAGAGAAAUGGCUGGGAGUUCACAGGAAAAUAACUGCCUCUCUCUCAUGCAUGAUUUGCGAGACAUUGCACUUCUAAUCAUCUUGCUAAUCCAAUGGUGUUUAUUACUCCCAUUUUCAAAAGCUAUUCAUUUCUUUUGUGCUUCUGUCGCCCACCUGCCACGCUAUUGAUGACAGGUGUUGAGUCACCUUGAAUUUAAAAUCCUUUUGUGGUAGGCAGAAAUGUGUUGGAUGAGAUUCAUACACACACACACACACUCUCACCCAUUCCAUCGUGAAAAUCUAGAAAAGUUUCUGGAUAUACUUUCUGGCUUAGGCUCCAUUUCAUAAUCUCUUAAGUGUGUCUCUGGACCACAGACCUUGUUGCCCCCUUCUCCCUAACAUACAACUACAAACCACUAGAAAUAGUAAUGGAUGGAAGCAAAUGAGAAGAAUGAAGUACUUCAGAUGCUUAAGGCUCAAUUAAAGCUUUUUCUUGGUGGACUGGUCCUGCCUGUCUAGAAGGCCAUGGAGAAGCUGGGAAUCAAGCCAAGCUCUGCUUCCUGGAUUUUAUCAAGACUUUGUUGGCAGACAUCUGUGAAGUGGUUCAGAAGCCUGUACCUGUUUUGUAUUUGCUUCUGCUUCAGUGCUCUGUGGUUGACAAUAGAUGCCAAGGAGAGCAGGUGCCAGCAGGCAAAGACACAAUUUGGAGUUGGCCUGAGAUCUAGAGGAAAAAAUCACCUCCGGCUUCUUGAAGAAACCCCAUCUUUCCAGUCUUGUUGGGCUGCCUGCUGCCAGGACUCUGCCUGUCAUGCCUUUUGGUGGUUAGAAGGGAUAUGCCUUCAGGCAGACUGCAGCAGGCCCCAGAGCUGCCAGGCUUUUAGGACAGACUCUUCCAAUUCCAUGUUGGUGUUUUUAAAAAAAUUCCAAAUUGCAGAUGAUUUAGAUUUUCUACUUGAAGAUGAUGUACCACAUAUUCUGGGGCUAGAUUGGAGCAGGACAUCUCAGAGGAGGCAGAGCCUACCCAGAGCUCCACUCAGACCCACUGUAUCUUCCAGUGGCCAGCAGAGCUUAAUCAGGAAGCUUUGUAAGAGAGAGAGUCCCAGUGAAGAAGUAGCUGCAGUGACACAGCCUUCUAAAGUGAAUGCCUCCAAGGAAUCAGAUGAUCUGAAUACCACUGGCUCUGCAGAGGUCCACAAGGCAGUUAUAAUUUCUAAUCCCUUAACCACAGACCAGACUGAGAAGAUUGCUGGUUGGUCAAAGAAUGUAUCAGUUCAACCCGAAACGUCCGAGGACCCUGGUACUACUUCUAGUGUUCAGCAAGUAAAAAGCCCUGGGAAAAUGCAGGUUGCUACCCCUCUGCCAGUGGCUCCCUCCUACAGUUAUGCUACCUCUACCCCCCAGACCUCAUUCCAGAGCACCUCAACACCAUACCCAGUUGUAAAGGAACUGGUGGUCUCUGCUGGGAACAGUGUCCAAAUUACCCUGCCUAAGAAUGAAGUUCAGUUAAAUGCAUAUGUUCUUCCAGAACCACUUGCAGGAGAAACCUACACCUACGACUGGCAGCUGAUUACUCAUCCUAAAGACUACAGUGGAGAAAUGGAAGGGAAACAUUCCCAGGUCCUCAAACUAUCCAAGCUCACUCCAGGCCUGUAUGAAUUCAGAGUGAUUGUAGAUGGUCAAAAUGCCCACGGGGAAGGCUAUGUGAAUGUGACAGUAAAACCAGAGCCUCGUAAGAAUCGGCCUCCUGUUGCCAUUGUGUCACCACAGUUCCAGGAGAUCUCUCUGCCAACUACUUCUACAGUCAUUGAUGGCAGCCAAAGCACUGAUGAUGAUAAAAUCGUCCAGUAUCAUUGGGAAGAGCUUAAGGGACCUCUGAGAGAAGAGAAGAUUUCUGAAGAUACGGCCAUAUUAAAACUAAGUAAGCUCGUCCCUGGGAACUACACUUUCAGCUUGACUGUAGUAGACUCUGAUGGAGCUACCAACUCUACCACUGCAAGCCUGACUGUGAACAAAGCUGUGGAUUACCCUCCUGUGGCCAAUGCAGGCCCCAACCAAGUGAUCACCCUGCCUCAAAACUCCAUCACCCUCUUUGGGAAUCAGAGCACUGAUGAUCAUGGCAUCACCAGCUAUGAGUGGUCACUCAGCCCAAGCAGCAAAGGGAAGGUGAUGGAGAUGCAGGGUGUUAGAACACCAACGCUGCAGCUCUCCGCCAUGCAAGAAGGAGACUACACUUACCAACUCACAGUGACUGACACAAUAGGACAGCAGGCCACUGCUCAAGUGACUGUUAUUGUGCAGCCUGAAAAUAACAAACCUCCACAGGCGGAUGCAGGCCCAGAUAAAGAGCUGACUCUUCCUGUAGAUAGCACAACACUGGAUGGCAGCAAAAGCUCAGAUGAUCAGAAAAUCAUCUCAUAUCUCUGGGAAAAAACACAGGGACCUGACGGGGUACAGCUCGAGAAUGCUAACAGCAGUGUCGCCACUGUGGCUGGGCUGCAGGUGGGAACCUACGUGUUUACCUUGACUGUCAGAGAUGAGAGGAACCUGCAAAGCCAGAGCUCUGUGAAUGUCAUUGUCAAAGAAGAAAUGAACAAACCACCUAUAGCCAAGAUAACUGGGAUUGUGGUGAUUACCUUGCCCACGGACACAGCAGAGCUGGAUGGUUCCAAGUCCUCAGAUGACAAGGGAAUAGUCAGCUACCUCUGGACUCGAGAUGAGGGGAGCCCAGCAGCAGGGGACGUGUUAAAUCACUCUGACCACCACCCUAUCCUCUUUCUUUCCAACCUGGUUGAGGGGACUUACACAUUUCACCUGAAAGUGACUGAUGCGAAGGGUGAGAGUGACACAGACCGGACCACUGUGGAGGUGAAACCUGAUCCCAGGAAAAACAACCUGGUGGAGAUCAUCUUGGAUGUCAACGUCAGUCAGCUCACUGAGAGGCUGAAGGGGAUGUUCAUCCGCCAGAUUGGGGUCCUCCUGGGGGUGCUGGAUUCCGACAUCAUUGUGCAAAAGAUUCAGCCGUACACGGAGCAGAGCACCAAGAUGGUAUUUUUUGUUCAAAACGAGCCUCCUCACCUGAUCUUCAAAGGCCAUGAGGUGGCAGCGAUGCUCAAGAGUGAGCUGCAGAAGCAAAAGGCAGACUUUCUGAUAUUCAGAGCCCUGGAAAUCAAUACUGUCACCUGCCAGUUGAACUGUUCUGACCAUGGCCACUGUGAUUCAUUCACCAAACGCUGUAUCUGUGACCCUUUCUGGAUGGAGAAUUUCAUCAAGGUGCAGCUGAGGGAUGGAGAUAGCAACUGUGAGUGGAGUGUGUUAUAUGUCAUCAUCGCUUCCUUUGUCAUCGUUGUUGCCUUGGGAAUUCUGUCCUGGACUGUGGUCUGUUGUUGUAAGAGGCAAAAAGGAAAACCCAAGAGAAAAAGCAAGUACAAGAUCCUGGAUGCCACAGAUCAGGAAAGCCUAGAAUUGAAGCCAACCUCCCGAGCAGGCAUCAAACAGAAAGGCCCAAUGCUGAGCAGCAGCCUGAUGCACUCGGAGUCCGAGCUGGACAGUGAUGAUGCCAUCUUCACGUGGCCAGACCGAGAGAAGGGCAAACUCCUGCAUGGUCAGAACGGCUCCGUGCCCAACGGGCAGACCCCGCUCAAGGCCAGGAGCCCACGGGAGGAGAUCUUGUAGUCUCCGGGUCUGUGUCCUCAGGUUAGGGUCAGCAAUGCCAGGCUGCUUCUCAUACCUCCCAAGUCUGAGGGCAGCUGCUGGUCACUCCACCCUAACACCUCAACCAGAGCUGCUGGUACUUGAAUCUAGAGACAUUCUCCAGGCACCCCGGAAUGAAGCUGUGAACGAAGAGUUUUCCUCUUUAACCUGUCUGGUAGGUCCCCCCCAACGUCCUCACCUCAGGGCCUCCUUUUUUCCAGCCUCUCCCCUGCUCCGAGGGCAGAUGGUGCCAGCUCCUGGCCUCCUCUCCAACCCCCUGUUGGCAGGGUUGCUGCUCCCAGGGCGACCGCACAGUGAGGCCUGGCUGUGUCCUCCACACCUGGGUACAGAACGAAGCACCACAGCCGUCUGGCUCCAAAAGCCUGCUUGCGGGCAUGGUCUUUGUUCUCUUCUCAGGAUGGAGUGUGCCUCUCGCUCGGCCCAGAGGUAGUGGAACCCUCUCCUCACCACUGAGACUGGACUGGUAGUCCAGUAAUAGCCUGGCCCAGGAUUAGGGGAGGGCUGGCUCUUUCAGGAAUGGAGAGGGGCCCCUCUGGCUGCUGAGCUGAUGUGUUAGAGCAGCCAGGCUGGACAGACUGCCACCCCCCUUCCUCCUGGCCAUCCUGGUUGCUUCAGGGCUCAGGCCACCAUGCCCUGUGCUGAGGAGACAGCCACAAACAGAAUGGAAAUGUUAUGGCAUGAGGGCGCAUGUGUGUGAGUGUCCCACGGUGGUUUCCUCUCAGUCUGUCUCUGUGUCCCUUGCAUGUGUGUGUGUGUGGGUGUGUGUUAGUGUGAGUGUGCAUCAGCUCCUCCUAGGGCUCUUGGCUACUCACCAGGCAAACUUGACCUGGAAAGACUUCCAGCUCCUUGGAACGGAGACUUACUGAAUCCAUCUGGGCCUGUCACUGGUUCCUCAGCCAUGGUAUCUGGGUGUUGAGGAACGGGAGCUUUGGGAGAGUGGCUUUUUAAAAAGAAACUUACCGUUUAUACUACUGCACUACUGUCUGUUGUGAGAUGAUUAAACAUGGUAUUUAAUUGUA